AUGUCAGCGUUCAUGUCCAUUUCCCACAACCUUAAACCCGCCAUAUUGGUCACCCCUGCUCUUCACCACUCUUCCUCAUUCCCAAUACGAUUGACUUUCAAACCACCCUUUUCUCCCACUCUUCCUUUAAAUCUCACCCGAAGACUCUUCCUUCCAUCGGUUUCCGGCAUCUGGGACGCUCUCACCGGCGCCAAUAACAAUUCCCGUGAAGCCGUUCAUGCAAUUCGACGCGGGAUGUCUCUUUUCCGUCAGGGUGAUGUUUCGGGGUCUCUCGUGGAGUUCGACAAGGCAAUUCAGUUGGAUCCUCGUCAAAAGGCGUAUCUUUGGCAAAGGGGCUUGUCACUUUACUACCUUAAUCGACUUGAAGAGGGAGCUCAGCAGUUUCGGUUAGAUGUUGCGCAAAAUCCAAAUGACACGGAAGAGUCCAUAUGGUGCUUUCUGUGUGAAGCUCAACUGUAUGGAAUGGAUGAAGCAAGGAAGAAAUUUCUUGAGGCAAGUAACCCAAGGCCAGUCAUGCGGGAAGCAUAUAACAUGUUCAAAGAUGGUGGGGAUCCUGAGAAGCUAGUAGCUGCGUUCUCUGGUAGAAGAGAUAGUGAGUAUUUUUAUGCUUCAUUGUAUGCUGGGCUCUAUUACGAAUCUCAGAACGAAACAGAUGCUGCUAAAGUUCACAUAGUUGCUGCAUGCCAGUCUUCUUAUGGGCAAAGACCUGAGGCGGAGGGUUUGUUUUUCAAGCAAACCCUUCUUUCUUCUGACAUAUUUUUCAACCAAGGUUAUGUUUAG
This is a messenger RNA of Sphenostylis stenocarpa, 780 nucleotides long. Lineage: Eukaryota; Viridiplantae; Streptophyta; Magnoliopsida; Fabales; Fabaceae. The record is from the annotation of a GenBank genome assembly.